Messenger RNA from Ascoidea rubescens DSM 1968, 1682 nucleotides. RefSeq lists its product as uncharacterized. The coding region runs from base 109 to 1593 and encodes 494 amino acids. The record is from RefSeq and is a predicted model, not a curated record. NCBI's taxonomy places the organism in Eukaryota, Fungi, Ascomycota, Saccharomycetes, Ascoideales, Ascoideaceae. The transcript has a single exon.
UUCAGGUUAUCUCGUUUCUCCCUCCAAUAUCCAACCUCUCUUUAUCUUUCAUUUGUAUUUAUAUCUCCUUCUGUUUAUAUCUAUAAUACCUCUCAUUUUCUUCUCACAAUGAAUAUGUAUCAAUAUCAAAAUCAAACCCCAACUCAUUCCCUCACAAAAUCUUACUAUUCGAAUCAAAACCAAAUCCAUAACCACCAAAACCAGAUCCAAAUCUCAAACCACAAUCACAAUCAUAAUCAUAAUCAUCUCACUAAUACCCCAAACACUAAUAUCAACGCUAUUAGCAACAACAGUAUCUCCUACAACAACCAAAUCAUUAAUUGUAAUAGUCAAAGUAACCAACAGAAUCAGCAGAGUUUCAAUCACCACAAUAACUUUCCUGCCCAGCACCAGAGUACCCAUAAUAGCACACAUAAUACUCAUAUUGCUCAAGAAUAUAACCGCCAACUGUCUGUUUUCAGUCAUUCUCAAAAUUCAGUCCACAACCACAAUCUUUUUAAUAAUGAAGCCUCAAAUUAUAACUCGAAUAGCCAAAUAUGCUCGUUAUCAACUUCUCCCAAUGACUACACUCUAGGAAAAUACGACUAUAAUAAUAGCGCUAUUCCUAAUAACGCCAAUCAGGUUCCUAAUCUUAAUAACACCAUUAAUAAUCUUCACAGCAUGAUAAACAAUACCACCAAUGCUUUAAAUACGUUUGCUUCUCUUGAUUCUGUAAACUCUCUUCAUUCGGUUAACUCUGUAAGCUCUGUAAGUUCAGCAAGCUCAGUAAAUUCAACCAAAACUUUAAAUACUCCUAUUCUUAGUCAAAACAGCUCUUUUAAUAAUAACAAUAAUAGUAUUAGUGCUAAUAACAGUAUUAAUAUUAACACCAAUAUCAAUAACUAUAGCGGUAGAAGUUCCCCAAUAAUAUAUAGUCCAAGUGACAAUAUUAAUUAUCAAAAUGAUAAACAAAAUCAGUACCAAACUUUAAUUCCAAAACAUCAAAAUAAUGCUGCUCAGGCCAACAGCCUUGUUAAUAACUAUCCAAACACUUUUCCAAACACUUCACCAAUCCAAAACCAAAGUAUUAACUCUAACGAUAUGGUAUCAAGUGCAGUUGGUAAUCCAAACAUGAUUGUAAACACAGUCACAAAUCCAAUCACAAGUGCAAUUCCAAAUGCAGCCACAAAUGCAAAGAAAAACUUUAUCAACCAACAACCAAAAAAGUACAACACAAUGAAAAAAAUGAAAGCUUUUAAACCAGGUAAAACCGUCAGAAAGAGAAAAAACCAAAAAAAUAAUUCUGGAACCAAAUCUCUAGAUAAAAGCAAUACACCAAGUAUCAAAAUGAGAAAAAAUAAAAUCACCAAGAACUCAAGCAAGGCCAAUAAAAACACAAUCGUCAAUAACGUUACAAAUUUUACUAAUUUGGCGACUGUUAAUCCUAUGAAUAAUAUCAACAAUAAUAUUAAUGUUAAUAUUAACAACAAUUUUGCAAAUGAAAGUGUCAAACAGUUUUAUAAAAACCUUCAUGCUGAUGAGCAAGCAUUUGAAAAUGAAUUACAAUCUGUUUUUAAUAGAAUUUCAAAUCUUAUGAAUGAAUUUCCGUUAUAAAUGAAUUUUUUUUAUCCAUCAUUUUUUUUACUAAAUUUAUUUACUUUUUACUACCUUUUUUUUACUUUACUUUUUUGAUUCCUUUAGCG